ACUCACACAGAGAGAAAACUCUCCUUUUAACAUCCUUCAUCCUCCACGAUAAGUUGAUUUGCAUUCACGCCGACUAAUUUUACAACUUUCCUCCUGCAAGGGGAGCCUGGUUCUGCUCUGAUCAGCAUGGCUGGAUGUGCCAAGCGCUGCAAAAGGGCCGUUGUCAAGUUUGUUUUGUCUCUUCACAAACUGCUCACUGGAACCCUCAGUAAAGACAACGCUGAUGACGACCUGGAGAUGACCAUGGUGUGCCAUCGACCGGAAGGCCUAGAUCAGCUCGAGGCUCAGACAAACUUCAGUAAAAGAGAACUCCAAGUGUUGUACAGGGGGUUCAAGAAUGAGUGUCCAAGUGGAACUGUCAAUGAGGAAACCUUCAAACAAAUCUACUCCCAAUUUUUCCCACAUGGAGACGCCAGCACCUACGCACACUACUUGUUCAACGCGUUUGACACGGCACAAUCGGGCAUCAUAAAGUUUGAGGACUUUGUAACGGCUCUGUCCAUCCUGCUGAGGGGCUCCAUCACAGAGAAGCUCCAGUGGACUUUUAACCUCUACGACAUCAACCGUGAUGGAUACAUCAACAAAGAGGAGAUGACAGACAUUGUCCGAGCCAUUUAUGACAUGAUGGGCAAGUACACGUACCCCGCCUUGAAAACAGAUGCGCACAAGCAGCACGUGGAUGCCUUCUUUCAGAAAAUGGACAAAAACAGAGACGGGGUAGUAACCAUUGAUGAAUUCAUCUAUUCUUGUCAAGAGGAUGAAAACAUCAUGAGGUCUCUUCAACUCUUUGAAAAUGUUAUCUAGAGAUCAAGUGGGAGAAGUUUGUGGCUUCAUCGGAGUGAAAUGAGGCAAAGAAAGAAUAUCAUCAAAAAAAGUGACUUGCCACUGUCACUGAAAUAUAUGGAAGGUGUUGUACUGAAACAUGGUGAAAACGUCAAUGCAUCUGGAAAAAAGUCCUUCAGACUUUUAUCUGAUUUGUUUGUUUCUGUCACAUUGUUAAGUGUGCAUUUUGUGAAAAUACUCAAGUCUCUCACUUUUGGUUGAGCACACAAGUGUUUGAUAAUAACUGUCCUCUUUUGAAUCUCUUUGUCAGUCCCCAAAAAAGGAGCAAUAUUGUAACGCAUGCAGGUAGAAGGAUCUAUUUAAGUCGGUGUGCCAUACAAAGAGGGCAGCCAUAUCCUGUGGGGUCACAUCAGAGUUCACCCGAUUUUUGACCAAGUGUGUCUGGAGUCCGAGUCUCAAUGUUGUAACAAUACUGAAUCAAAUGUUCUAUUUGUUGUUUCUGCUUCCUUAAGGGAUCAUUCCUGCUCAUCUGUGUAUAUCUGCCUCAUUCGGCAUAGUUGGAAUUACCGUGGAGUACCUGCAUUUACGCUUUGGCCUGUCAGCAAGAGGACAGUAACUUUGGGGAUUUUACUGGCACACAGUUGGAGAAUGCCUCUGGAAAGUGCAUGUGUGUCCUAAUGUGAACUCUUUGUUUGUCUGAUUAAUAAAAUGACAUUUGUCGGAGCAUGUAUUUUCAUAUUAUGUGCAGCUAAAUAGACAGAUUGACACAGAGGAACCUUUCAGAUUGAACUUUGCAAUGUCGUUGACCAAAACUUUCACUGUGAGGGUGCGUCGACUGUAUGGCGGCAGGUUAAAAAUGUGACUUGAUGAAAAAAGCUAAGACUGAUUUGUUAUUUCAGAAGCCUUUUUGUUUCAGUGACGUUUAAAAGAAUAGCGGGGACAUCAAUUUAACCACUGCACUCUGUGUUACUACAGUGGGGACUGAAUUCUCAGUAGAAUUUAAUAGGAAAUCAUACAAAGGUUUUGAACUGAACUUUUCCAAAAUGGAUUCUCCAGCAACAACACAACACCGCAUUUCAGCACAAUGUUUAUGAUAAUGAAGAAGGGGUGGGGUAUUAUUUUUAUAGAAUGUUUUUCCAUAAUAAAAACUAUGCUUUAAGCACACAUCCCACCACCCCCAAAAUGACUUCUUCAUUUUCAACUUCACCGCACAACUUUUCAUACAAAUCCUAUUAAAUUCUCAUGAGAACAGGCUCCAGUGCGACAGUUUGGCAGCUCAUCCAGAUAUGGGGACAGCAGUAAUGACUGACGGACAACAUAAAAACUGUCCAGAUGAUUUUGCGUGCACCGAAUUGUUGUAAAAAAGAAUAAGAAGAAAAAUUUUUUUAUCAAUAAACGUUUUUUUUAAAAAAAAACAAUGGCAAAAUCAUUGGUUAUCUUGUUGUGUCUUGAAACCUUUUGAUGAUAUGAUGAAACCUAAAAUUUGGUCACAAAACAUUUGUAUUUAUACCGUUCUCCACCCAAUAAAAGUACAACAAAGAACACUGUAGCCUACAUUCUUUUUUGGCCCACAAAACAUAUUAACGUCCUUACAAGGACAAAUAAACACUGGACAUGCAUCACCUUUAUUAAUCAACAUACAGCUUCUUUGCUCAAUUUCUUUAAUUGUAUUUACCGUGUAACAUUUUGGGCGCACCGAAUGUCAUAUAUACAAGUGAUUGUGUUGGUGCCCUGUAAAUAAAUGGGAUAAAUCAUUAGAUAAAUGAGCUCUAGUGAGGCUUUAAGUGCAGUACAAUUCAAAACAUUUACGUGAAUUAUAUUUUUGUUUGGUUGACAGGACACACUAAAUUUUAGUGCAUGUGUCUGACUACCUUAUUUGCUGUUAACUUUUUCAUAACAGAGCCUAUAGGAUCGUUUAACCUUUCAAUGCGUCCUUUAAAUUCAUGAGAUUUCACGAGAUAUCGAGUGAUACCUCACUUGUACACAUUCUAUUGGCUGGUGCCACGUAAUCUCCCUAAUAAAAAGGACAAAUACACAUUGGAAGACAAUGACUAUGUUAUGAAAUAUUUUGAGCACUUUUAUCCCCUUCGAUUCUUUUAUUUCUGGGGGAUGUAUGAAAAAGUCUCAGAGGUGAAAAAUGAAGUCCUAUUUUCUUCGGGAUUGGCGUCACUCACCCUCGCAAAAAUAUCCAAGGUCCAAUUUCACCGCUCAAAUGUCCCCCAUCCUCUCACCAGUUAGUCUUGCAAUUUCCCAUCAAUCAAAGUUCACUCGCAGAUUUAAAGUCCUCACAUGCCCCCCCCCCCC
This is a messenger RNA of Hippocampus zosterae (dwarf seahorse), 3087 nucleotides long. Its product is annotated as Kv channel-interacting protein 1-like. NCBI's taxonomy places the organism in Eukaryota, Metazoa, Chordata, Actinopteri, Syngnathiformes, Syngnathidae. Gene Ontology annotation, cellular component: voltage-gated potassium channel complex. Gene Ontology annotation, biological process: regulation of potassium ion transmembrane transport. Bases 127 to 804 code for a protein of 225 amino acids. The record is from RefSeq and is a predicted model, not a curated record. Gene Ontology annotation, molecular function: calcium ion binding; transmembrane transporter binding; potassium channel regulator activity. The transcript is spliced from 8 exons.